Messenger RNA from Gracilinanus agilis (Agile Gracile Mouse Opossum), 2697 nucleotides. It is a transcript of the gene BCAN, whose product is annotated as brevican. The record is from RefSeq and is a predicted model, not a curated record. NCBI's taxonomy places the organism in Eukaryota, Metazoa, Chordata, Mammalia, Didelphimorphia, Didelphidae. Gene Ontology annotation, biological process: cell adhesion. Gene Ontology annotation, molecular function: hyaluronic acid binding. The transcript has 12 exons. Bases 1 to 2697 code for a protein of 898 amino acids.
AUGGCACAGAUGCUCCUGCUGCUCCUGACUGCCUUGGUCCAAGCCCCAACUUCCUCAUCUGUGGCCUUCACAGGUGACAGCUCAGAGGAUCAAGCAUUCCGGGUGUCCAUUGGGGGUGAUUCACCCCUUCGAGGGGUCCUUGGGGGCUCCAUUACCAUUCCCUGCCACAUCUCCUACCUGAGGCCACCUCCCCCUACCCCUCCCCCAGGCCGCAGGGCUGUUCUGGGCUCUCCCAGAGUCAAAUGGACUUUCUUGUCUGGGGGUCGGGAGGCUGAGGUGCUGGUGGCCCGUGGGCUCAAGGUCAAGGUCAGUGAAGGCUACAGGUACCGGGUGGCUCUUCCUGGAUAUCCAGCCUCAACCACUGAUGUCUCACUGGUCCUGAGUGAACUGAGGUCCAAUGACUCUGGCUUGUAUCGAUGUGAAGUCCAGCAUGGGAUCGAUGAUGGCAGUGAUGCUGUUGAAGUCAAGGUUAAAGGGGUCGUCUUUUUGUAUCGAGAGGGCUCUGCCCGAUAUGCUUUUUCAUUCUCCCGGGCACAAGAGGCUUGUGCCCGAAUUGGGGCCCGAAUUGCUAGCCCUGAGCAGCUCUAUGCUGCUUACCUGGGUGGCUAUGAGCAGUGUGAUGCAGGAUGGCUGUCAGACCAGACUGUAAGGUACCCCAUCCAGACUCCUCGAGAGGCCUGUUAUGGGGACAUGGAUGGAUUCCCUGGAGUUCGUAACUAUGGCAUGGUGGAUCCAGAAGACCUCUAUGAUGUUUACUGCUAUGCUGAAGAUCUAAAUGGAGAGCUGUUUCUGGGCUCCACCCCAGAGAAGCUGACCUUGGAAGAGGCACGAGCUUACUGCUGGGAACGAGGAGCAGAGAUUGCCACAACAGGCCAGCUUUAUGCAGCUUGGGAUGAAGGCCUGGACCGGUGUAGCCCUGGGUGGCUGGCAGACGGCAGUGUGCGCUAUCCCAUUGUCACACCCCGACAGCGCUGUGGGGGAGGUCUUCCUGGGGUUAAAACCCUCUUUCUCUUUCCAAACCAGACUGGAUUUCCUAAUGCACAAAGCCGUUUCAAUGUCUACUGCUUCAGAGACCCUGCUCAUUCCUCUAUCUCCCCGAGGAACCCCUACCCAGCCUCAGAUGGGCUGGAGACCAUUGUCACAGUGACAGAGACCCUUCAAGAACUUCAGCUACUUCAGGAGGCCACACAGAGUGAGUCUCGAGGAGCAAUCUACUCUGUCCCCAUUUCAGAGGACAACAGGGGGAUCAGCUCUACCCCAGAAGACCCUGAAGAGGCCCCCAAGAUAUUUUUAGAUGGAGACCAGUCAGUUACCCCGCCCAUGCGGUCUUCUGAGGAGGAGGAGCAGGAGGAAGACGAGAAGGUAAUAGAGGAAGAGGAUGAGGAGGGGCAAGAGGAGGGAGAGAAGGAGGAGGAAGUGGAAGACGAAGCUCCUUCUCAGAUACUAAGUGAGAUCCGGGAAGUAGCCAUAGAGAAUGGCUCUCUCUUCACUGAGCCUCCGCGCGAGGAGAGGCUGUCCGAGGCUCCUCUGGUGGCCCAGGUGUCUGUGCAUCAUGGCUCCAUGCCUCCUCCUGGGCGGCAGCCAGAGGGACCCAAGCAUCCAAGAGUCAGGGGGCAAUUCACUGAGGCCCUACCAACCCUUGGGGCUAUUGCUCACGGGGAGGGUAGCCAAGCAUCCCCGCCGCCCUCUAUGCCUGUCAGUACUGAAGAAGAAGAUGAAGAAGAGGUCGGGGUACCGGAGCUGUCUGGGGGCACUCCUCCCUGGGUCCCCCAUGCAGAAAGUGAUGAAGUGGGGAGCUCUGAAGAGGCACCCGGGCUGUCUCCAGCAACUGGGACACUACCAGGAGUGGAGGGGAAAGAGGGGGCAGGGGACAGGGUAGCCCCCCCUGAAGAGGCUCUGGGAAGGACAGCACCUGUGGAAACCUCCGUCAGGGCCCAGCCAGCGCUACCCACUGAGAGCGCAGGCCUGGGAGCUGCGGGGGCUGCAGCCCCCUCACCAGGUGACUGUGUUCCCAGCCCCUGUCACAAUGGGGGGACAUGCUAUGAAGAGGGUGAUGGUGUCCACUGCCUAUGUCUACCUGGAUAUGGGGGGAAUUUAUGCGAGAUUGGCCUCCGAUCCUGCAGUUCUGGCUGGGAUGCCUUCCAGGGCUCUUGCUACAAGCAUUUUUCAACUCGGAGGAGCUGGGAAGAGGCUGAGACUCAGUGCCGGCUUCACGGGGCCCACCUAGCGAGCAUCAGCACUCCUGAGGAACAGAACUUCAUCAACAAUCGAUACAGAGAAUACCAGUGGAUUGGGCUGAAUGACAGAACCAUUGAGGGAGAUUUCCUGUGGUCAGAUGGAGUUCCUUUGCUUUAUGAGAACUGGAACCCAGGGCAGCCUGACAGCUACUUCCUGUCUGGAGAAAACUGUGUGGUUAUGGUCUGGCAUGACCAGGGACAGUGGAGUGAUGUUCCCUGCAACUACCACCUAUCCUACACUUGCAAGAUGGGUCUGGUGUCUUGUGGACCACCCCCAGAGCUACCCUUGGCCCUGGUCUUUGGCCGACCAAGGUCCCGCUAUGAAGUGGACUCUGUGCUGCGCUAUCACUGCCAGGAAGGGCUGGCCCAGCGUAAUUCUCCCCUGAUCCGGUGCCUUGAGAAUGGCCAGUGGGAGCACCCUCAGAUUUCCUGUGUGCCUAAACGACCCGUGAGUACUUGA